Oncorhynchus masou masou (cherry salmon) is the source of this 2958-nucleotide messenger RNA. RefSeq names its product sphingomyelin phosphodiesterase 4-like. The record is from RefSeq and is a predicted model, not a curated record. Gene Ontology annotation, biological process: ceramide biosynthetic process; glycerophospholipid catabolic process; sphingomyelin catabolic process. Gene Ontology annotation, molecular function: sphingomyelin phosphodiesterase D activity. Lineage: Eukaryota; Metazoa; Chordata; Actinopteri; Salmoniformes; Salmonidae.
UAGCGCUUCCUUCAGGCACGAUCCACACGGGAGCGCACGUUCGCGUGCCACAUCCUUCAGCGAAAUGACAUAAUUUCGCUUCGCUAUGCUGUUUCUGAUAGAAACGUGGUAGAUUGGAACCCAUAGAUAGGACGAGGAUACAUAUACAUAGAUAGGACUAGGAUACAUAUAUUUGAUGAACUGGAAAGUCGGGCCAUUUUUUUUGUCGAGGGAGGUAAGAAACGUGUCAAUUGGAUUCUGAAUCGUGACCGCGUCUCGUCUAACUAGCAUUUUCUAUGGCUUCCCCAGCCAUGCAACAGCCCAGUUACCUUCUGGCCAACCUGAAAAUGGACUCGACCACCAAGCCUUUUCUCCAGUGUUGCCAGGAGCUGGUGAAGGUCAUUGAUGACUACCCUGCAAAGGAGCUGCACCUGAUUUUCCCCUGGCUGGUAGAGAGUGUUUUUGGCAGUCUGGAUGGUGUCAUCGUGGGCUGGAAUUUGGGAUUUCUGCAGGCGUGCAGCAAUCAAUACAACAUCGUUAUGGACUUUCUCAAUCCUAGUGGUCCAAUGAUGAAGCUUGUGUACAAGCUUCAAGCAGAGGAAUACAAAUAUGAAAUACCAGUCAGCUUCCUGCCUGGUCCUGUAAAGGUGUCCAUACAGGAAGGCGUUCUCCCAGAUUGCCCACUUUUAAACAACAAGCUGCAUUUUCCUCUGUCUGGUCUGCAGACACUCAGCCUGGCACUCAAUCCCUUUGAAUAUUACAUGUUUAUGUUUGCCUCCAGUCUCAUAACACCAAAGAACUACUCUCUAGGACAGCAUGUGAGCAGCUUGGAUAGUGCAUACUUUGCGCUAGUGGACACCUACCUCAAGUAUUUCCUUCCUACAGAGGGUAGUGUUCCCCCUUCUCCAUUCACCUACAAAAGAGGCUCUGUGUCUCCACCUGCUCCCAGGGCUCCCAGCGUACCUUUUGCAGGGUAUGGCAUCCACAGCACCAGCCUCCUUAAGCGCCACAUAUCCCAUCAGCCCUCAGUCACUGCUGACCCUGCAGCCCAGGAGAUCUGGAGGUCAGAGGCAUUACUACAGGUGUUUGUGGAGAUGUGGCUGCAUCACUACUCCCUGGAGAUAUAUCAGAAGCUGCAGUCCCCCCAGGUGAAGGAGCCAUUCACCCCAACAGAGGAGCACGUUCUGGUGGUUCGUCUCCUAGUGAAGCACCUCCAUGCCUUCUCCUGCAGCCUGAAACCUGAGCAGGUCUCCUCCUCGGCUCACUCCCACACCAGCCCAUUGGAGGAGUUGAAGAGGGUGGUGGUACAUCGUUUUGUCCAGCAGAAGCUAUAUGUGUUCCUCCAGCACUGCUUUGGCCACUGGCCUUUAGAUGCCUCUUUCAGAGUGGUGUUGGAGACGUGGCUUAGCUACAUCCAGCCAUGGAGGUACACAGGAGAGAAGACCAAUCCUCAGACAGACCAGAACAAAGGUGUACCUGAGAAAUGGAGCUUGUUUGUUCAGGAGAACCUGCUCAUGUACACCAAGCUCUUUCAGGGCUUCCUUAACAGGGUGGUACGCACAGACCUGGUCAACGUCAAAAAUGCACUAAUAGUCUUCAGGGUGGCCAAAGUCUUUGCUCAGCCAAACCUAUCGGAGAUGAUUCAGAAAGGAGAGCAGCUGUUUCUGGAGCCGGAGCAUGUCCUCCACCACCGGCAGCACCGGUGCUUCCUCUCGCCAGGCCACGGUGGCAGCUUUUUAUCGGCCCGGCAGCCUGCGGUGACAGACAGGGUGUUCAGGGUGAAGAGCCACGUGUAUGGUCUGGAGGGCCAGGACUGUCAGUAUAAACAGAUGUUCGGCACAGAGCUGAGGGGCACGGUCUUGAAGCUCAUUCAGAUCAUCGACCAGGCGAGGCAGACCGCCAAGAAGAUAUCAGAUCAGUCAGCUGAGGUGGCGGCCAACAACUCCUUCAUGUCCUGGUUUGGAAUGGGCUCCCCUGACCUCAACUACACCUUCAAUGGAGGAGAGGUGGAUGACACCGGGGUGUGUGUUAAGAAGACCCAUGAGUUUCUGGAGAGGUCACUGGACUACCUCUGUCAGAUAUUUCGGCUGAAUGCAGGACACCUGUCUCAGCUGAUGGCUACCCUAGGCUCUGGUCAGGACGAUGGGAACUCCAAGCAGCUACCAGACUGUGUUCAAGGGGAGAACGGACUCAUCCUCACAGACCUGGGCCGGAUGCAGGUCAUCAAUGGACUGCGUAGAUUUGAGAUAGAGUACCAAGGGGACCCAGAGCUUCAGCCCAUCAGGAGCUAUGAGAACACCAUCUUGGUCAGACUGUUUUUCAAGAUCUCAUCUCUGGUGAAUGAGAGGUUCGGAGGUCACAUGGAUGCUCUGUGCUCGCGGCCGGACUUCCUGGGCCAGUUGGGACGGUACUACCUGGCCAGCCCCGAGGCCGCGGCGGAUGGCAGGCGCAGGAGCCCAGAGACGCGACUAACAGCAGAGAGGUACCGACGGCCGCGUCUAAGCCUGCGCAUGCUGGCGAGCUACAGAACCCUGCUGAUGCUUCUACUGCUCUACCUGUUUGGGGCACUGUUCUCAUUCGGCCCCAUGUCCAGCACACUAUUCAUCCUUACAGGAGGAUUUCUCUACGGACUCUUAGUUGCCCUGUUUGGAGAUAAACUCAAGUUCCAGUAGCAAGAGAAUGAAAUGGCUUUUUUUGCCACUUGCCUUCAUGCUUGGGCCAUCUAUUGUGAUACAAUUUGUUUCUUUUUAAUAUUGUAAAUAAAUUCAAGCACGUUGCUGUUUGGAUGACGUUACGCUAAAUAUUAAUAUUUUUAAGCAGUUUUACUGGUUGGUAUGUGAAGGAUUGUUGUUUGAUUUAAAAAUCUAACAAGAUAUUGAAUGUUUGUCACUUGAACAAUGAAAGGAUGUUGGUGAUUAUCCUCAAACUACAAGAUUUACAGGUGUAAUAAAGACUCUUGCACUAGUAGUUUUACCUCAA